Molecule: messenger RNA, 135 nt
Organism: Diversispora eburnea
Lineage: Eukaryota; Fungi; Glomeromycota; Glomeromycetes; Diversisporales; Diversisporaceae
Source: the annotation of a GenBank genome assembly
AGACCCCAAAGUAACGUGACUACACAAAUUCGGAGUACAGCAACGCAAAGACUUGGUCAACUUCAAAGUCACGUGCUCACGCUUAGUGAAAUUAAUAGAGACGUUCUACAACAAUUUUGCAUUAAAAUGAAUUAG